AUGCAAAAUGUAGAAAAUGAAAAAUUAGUUUAAGCUAUAGAUGAUAAUAUUUAUUUUUAAACUAUUGAAUAUCGUUUAAUUGUUUUUGUUUAUGAUUUGCAAAGUUCUUCUUUGACCUUAGUAGAUUAGUUAUCUAACAACGGUUCUUAUUUGAUAAUAAAUAAUGAUCUUGUAGUGACUUUGUAAUUUUGCAAUUAUGAUAAAAGUUUUGUAUUAUAUAGUAGAAAACAAAAAGCAAAUUAAGUACUUAUUGUGGAUAUUUUAUAAGAUGAGAGUAUUAGCUCAACUUUCUUAGCAAUAAGCAAAUAGUACUUAAAAUUGGUAUUUAAAGUUUAAUUUGCAAUUGGUUUUAUUAAUUUAAAGAUUAUAGAUUUAUAAACUUUUAAAUUUUAUCAAAUUGAAUAAACUACAGUUAUAGCCUCAAAUGAAUAAAAUUUUAUAGCUUCAUAUUUACAGCAGUACAUAGUUUACAAUUUUAUUGAUCUCUCAACCUUUAACCUAUAAAUACCUUUUUCUAUAGUUAUUUUAAAUUUCAAUCUUCUUUAAAUUUAGAACAAGACUUUUAUGAUGAUCUAAAAUAUUCAAAAAUAAGUAUUUAUGUACAAUCUUACUGGUCAGUAAAUUACAUAGCUUGUCUUGUAAGCUUCAACUGAAAACAACUAUUCCUUAAUUAAGCAAGAAUAAGUUAUGCUCUUUCAAUCCGCAAACAUAAUUAAUAAAUAUAUUAUAGGUUAAAAUUAUUAACAAAUUAAUAUACAAUGUUCUGAUUUUUAUUAGUCAGCUAUGCAAUUCCAAUCAAGCACUGUAUUAAUCUGCUAAAAUUAAAUGGUAUUUUUUGAUUUUAACACAAACGAACAAAUUUUAAGUGAUUUUUCAAAUAAUCCGGAUGGUUUAGCAUUUGUAUCAAUAGUAAGAGAUAGAUAAUUAUUAGCAAAGAUAGUUGGUCAAUAUGUUGUUUUAGAUCUCUAGCUUAAUAUCAAGCAUACAUUCUUGAACUAGACUUAAGUAUUGUAUAUUCCUGAAAUAGAUGUAUUUAUCUCAUCCGAUUAAAAUAAUUAAAUUAUCUUGCAUAGAAGAAUUGAUUACAAAUCAUAAAAAUUAAAUUUAUUUUUUACUAAUAUUCAGUAAUAGCUUAGUUACGAAGCUGUAAUUGAGUCUAAAAAUAGUAUAAUUAUUACAGCAAAGGAACAAUAUACAUAAAUAUCAUAUUUGUACAAUUAUUUCACUAAUUAAAUUAGUUAACUUUAAUUUCAAGAUAUGGCUUAUUACAAUUCAUUUAAUAAGUAUUAUCUGUACUCAUAAGAUGAUAUAAUUAUAAUAUUCUUAAAAGUAUCUUACACUAUAAUUUAAAUAUUAGAAAAUGGAUAGUAUGAAAUAUUAAAAUAUUAAAGCUUGUCAUAAAACUUUCUUUAAUUUGACAAUAUUAAUAAUCUUGGUUAAAUUUUUUAUAAUAACUAAAAUAAAUUAAUUAUUUAGCUUUAUAUUUAAAGUGAAGGUGUUAAUUCAUAAGGAAAAACUAUUUUAACUAUUUAUGACCUAGAUUUGAUAUAAAAAUGUUAGUACACCUUCUUAAGUAUCUAACAAUAUCUGCAUGUAUUAAAAGACUCAGUAAAAUUUAAUUCAAUAAUUUAAAUAAAUUUUUUCCCAAUUUUUAAAAUCCAUUUUUGA
Messenger RNA from Tetrahymena thermophila SB210, 1668 nucleotides. RefSeq lists its product as hypothetical. The transcript is spliced from 3 exons. The record is from RefSeq and is a predicted model, not a curated record. Lineage: Eukaryota; Ciliophora; Oligohymenophorea; Hymenostomatida; Tetrahymenidae.